AUGCCAGGGGUACAAACAAACAGCACACAGCAAACCCAGAGGAACACGAUCCACAACUCCCAGUCCCCUACCCCUUGUCCCCUACCCCCUGUCCCCUACCCCCUGUCCCCUACCCCCUGUCCCCUACCCCCUGUCCCCUACCCCCAGUCCCCUACCCCCUGUCCCAUACCCCCUGUCCCCUACUCCCAGUCCCCUACCCCCAGUCCCCUACCCCCUGUCCCCUACCCCCUGUCCCCUACCCCCUGUCCCCUACCCACAGCCCCCUGUCCCCUACCUCCUGUCCCAUACCCCCUGUCCCCUACCCCCUGUCCCCUACUCCCAGUCCCAUACCCCCUGUCCCCUACCCCCUGUCCCCUACUCCCAGUCCCCUACCCCCAGUCCCCUACCCCCUGUCCCCUACCCCCUGUCCACUACCCCCUGUCCCCUACCCACAGCCCCCUGUCCCCUACCCCCAGUCCCCUACUCCCAGUUCCCCAGUCCCCCAGCCCCCUGUCCCCUACCCCAAGCCCCCUGUCCCCUACCCCCAGCCCCCUACCCCCAGUUCCCCAGUCCCCCAGCCACCUCCAGGCCAACCUCUGA
This is a messenger RNA of Salvelinus namaycush (lake trout), 579 nucleotides long. Its product is annotated as vegetative cell wall protein gp1-like. Bases 1 to 579 code for a protein of 192 amino acids. The transcript has a single exon. Lineage: Eukaryota; Metazoa; Chordata; Actinopteri; Salmoniformes; Salmonidae. The record is from RefSeq and is a predicted model, not a curated record.